Arabidopsis arenosa is the source of this 1232-nucleotide messenger RNA. The record is from the annotation of a GenBank genome assembly. NCBI's taxonomy places the organism in Eukaryota, Viridiplantae, Streptophyta, Magnoliopsida, Brassicales, Brassicaceae.
AAACUCAUUCUUCUUAAGCUCCAUUAAAACAUUAUUUCACUAAAUUAUAAUUUAAUGGGCAUUCUCCGUUUUGUAUUGUUGGUUAGUUUGAGUUUGGUUCUGUUCGGUUUAAAAACAACCGUGUCACAGCCACAACAGCAGGCACAAGUCCCAUGUUUAUUCAUCUUCGGUGACUCCUUAGUGGACAAUGGAAACAACAACAGGUUGCUUUCGCUUGCGAGGGCUAAUUACCGACCUUAUGGCAUUGACUUUCCCCAAGGUACAACGGGACGGUUCACCAACGGUCGCACCUACGUUGAUGCACUAGCUCAAAUUCUUGGAUUUAGGAAUUAUAUUCCACCAUAUUCCAGGAUUCGUGGCCAGGCUAUACUAAGAGGUGCGAAUUUCGCAUCUGGUGCAGCUGGCAUUAGAGAUGAAACCGGUGACAACUUGGGUGCACAUACUUCAAUGAACCAGCAGGUAGAGCUGUACACGAGCGCGGUUCAACAGAUGCUUCGAUACUUCAGAGGAGAUACAAAUGAGCUGCAAAGAUACUUAAGCCGGUGUAUCUUUUAUUCGGGAAUGGGAAGUAACGAUUAUCUCAACAAUUACUUCAUGCCUGACUUCUACUCAACCAGUACCAAUUUCAAUGACAAAACCUUUGCACAGUCUCUUAUAAAUAACUACACACAACAGCUCACGCGGUUGUACCAAUUUGGAGCUCGGAAAGUGAUUGUGACUGGAGUGGGACAGAUUGGUUGCAUACCUUACCAGCUCGCCCGCUACAAUAACCUUAACAAUAGUACUGGCAGAUGCAACGACAAGAUUAACAAUGCAAUCGUGGUGUUCAACUCUCAAGUCAAGAAACUAGUGGACCGUUUAAACAAAGGUCAGUUGAAGGGAGCAAAGUUUGUUUACCUUGAUUCCUACAAGAGUACCUAUGAUCUCGCUGUCAAUGGAGCUACUUACGGAUUUGAGGUUGUGGACAAAGGUUGUUGUGGGGUGGGGAGGAACAAUGGUCAGAUCACGUGUCUGCCGCUGCAGACCCCGUGCCCUGACCGAACUAAGUAUCUCUUUUGGGAUGCGUUUCAUCCGACAGAGACUGCUAACAUAUUGCUUGCAAAAUCUAAUUUCAACUCCCGAGCUUACGCUUACCCCAUCAACAUUCAAGAACUAGCCAAUAUUUGAAGAAAUAAGAUCUUGAUCUCCCAUAUGAAUGCAUAUAUGGCUAUUUAUAAAGUGUUUCUCUUCCU